This is a messenger RNA of Dendrobium catenatum, 1009 nucleotides long. RefSeq names its product J domain-containing protein spf31. The transcript has 9 exons. The record is from RefSeq and is a predicted model, not a curated record. Lineage: Eukaryota; Viridiplantae; Streptophyta; Magnoliopsida; Asparagales; Orchidaceae. Bases 79 to 816 code for a protein of 245 amino acids.
CCGAAUCAAUUCCGAAGCGAGGCGAUUUCUAAUGUUUUUUUAGCAGGCGGAGUAAGGACUUCGCCUUGUUGCUUUAUCAUGACUACCGAUCUGGAGGAGGAACAGCUGCUCAAGAGCUUCUUCGCCGAGGUCAGUGAAGUCGAGAGAGACAACGAGGUUGCUAGGAUACUUUCGUGCUUCAAAUUGAAUCCUUUUGAGCACCUCAACUUACCCUUAGACUCAUCAAUUGAUGAAGUGAAAAAGCAGUAUCGAAAGAUAUCUUUGCUUGUUCACCCUGAUAAAUGCAAGCAUCCUCAAGCAAAGGAGGCAUUUGCAGCAUUAGCGAAGGCCCAGCAAUUAUUGCUUGAUCCACAAGAACGAGAAUACAUUCUUAGUCAAGUAAAUAACGCAAGAGAAGAGCUAAGGGCAAAAAGAAAGAAGCAAUUAAAGAAAGACAAUGCCACUAAAAUAAAAGCAUUGGUAGACGAGGGAAAAUAUGAGCAUCAGUAUGAGCGAUCCGAAGAAUUUCAGCAGCAGUUGAAAUUAAAAGUUCGUGAGAUCUUAACGGAGCAAGAGUGGCGUCGGAGGAAAAUGCAAAUGAGGAUAUCAGAAGAGGAAGGGCGAUUGAAGAAAGAUGAAGAAGAAACAAAGGAAAUGUGGAAAAGAAAGCGUGAACAUGAGGAAGAAUGGGAAGGAACAAGAGAGAACAGGGUAUCUAGUUGGAGAGAUUUCAUGAAAGGAGGAAAGAAGGUAAAGAAAGGAGAGCUUCGACCUCCAAAGCUCAAAACAGAAGAUCCAAACAAAUCAUACGUGCAGAGGCCCAUAAAACGAGGUUGAAACAAGCCUACCUACCAGUUUGUCACAUAACAAAUCCCAUUAAAAUCUCAAAUAUUUCAGGUCAGAAUGUUCUUCUUUAGAUUGAUCUAUGUAUCUACUACAUCAUUAGCGAUAGUCUCAACUCCAACUUUGUUGAAUAUAAUUAUUUAUAUCAGUUUUUUAUGAAAUUAUUCUAUUUUGUUGCACAAAACAA